This is a messenger RNA of Funneliformis geosporum, 342 nucleotides long. The record is from the annotation of a GenBank genome assembly. NCBI's taxonomy places the organism in Eukaryota, Fungi, Glomeromycota, Glomeromycetes, Glomerales, Glomeraceae.
AUGAACUGGACAGGAGGAAAAAGGAAUAAGAUUAAAGUAAAAUCGGAACUUCAAAAGCAAAAGGAAUUCUUUAAUCGUCAACGGCUUAAAAAAGUACAUUCAUUUCUCAGUAUUGAACAAAGACUUGCACAUACUUUAUCAAGUAUCGAAGUUGUAUGCCGUAGCGAAACUACCAAUUUAUCUGAUAUGAACGAACCUUCUGAUAUUGAGUUUCAUCAACACACUGAAAUUGAUAAUGAUAAUAUUAUUCGAGAUAUCACGAAACGCAAACAAUUUCUUUUGCAAGUUAAUGAUUGGGCAGGUGUUGGAUGUUCAUCAACCGUAGUGCAGGAUUCGAGGUGA